AUGCAGAAGCUUCUUAAGAGGAAUUAUAAGGCGGUGUACGCCAGUGAGGACAUCCUAUCGCUGUACCACUCCUCCCUGCUGUACGGCGAGGUGCCUUUCACCAGUCGCCUGCGAGCCGUGCUCACCUCAGGGCCCGUCAGCCUCACCGUCACUGCUACCGAGUUCAUUGCUUCGUGCGUGGGUGCAGUGUACUAUAUCAUAGGGACCAGGGAGACGGUGGCGCAGGUGGUGGCAUGGAACGCAGGGCAUCUGUCCGUCUCUGCCUUCUUCAUCCUGCUCUUCCUCCUCCGCCUCUACAGUGCGCCGGUACGGUGGCUGUAUGUGUGCUCGUACCUGGGCGUUCUGGACAUUCUAUCUGGCAUUCCUGUCCUCGGCCCCCUCCUCAGCGGCAGCAGGAGUGCAGGUGCCGUGUUCCAAGUCGUCUACUUCUUGCAAAUCCUCAAGCCCUUCACCCGUCUGCAGCAGCUGGGCUUGGAAAUAUCAUCUAUCACACAAGAGGUCAUCAAUCUCAUCGUCUACCUCACCUCGCUAAUAUUCGCAGCAGCAGGCAUCUUCCUGUGGGUGACGUACCUGAACCCUGAGGUGCAGGAGACAGGCAGCUGUGAGCCGGUCAACUGCCUCGACUAUGCCAUGUCACUCUACUUCGUUGUGGUCACGCUGAAUGGCUCACUGUGGCUCACGAACCCAAUCCCCUGCCCCCCUCCCACCACUCCUCCUCACCAGAUAUCCACGGUGGGCUACGGUGACAUCCUGGCGACCAACACAGCAGGGCGGGUGGUGGUGAUAUGCAUCACACCCCUCUCCUUUCCCCCUUCUCACCUCCCUCCCAUGCACCAGUUAUCCACGGUGGGCUACGGUGACAUCCUGGCAACCAACACAGCGGGGCGGGUGGUGGUGAUAUGCAUCACACCCCUCUCCUUUCCCCCUUCUCACCUCCCUCCCAUGCACCAGAUAUCCACAGUGGGCUACGGUGACAUCCUGGCAACCAACACAGCGGGGCGGGUGGUGGUGAUGUGCAUCACACCCCUCUCCUUUCCCCCUUCUCACCUCCCUCCCAUGCACCAGAUAUCCACGGUGGGCUACGGUGACAUCCUGGCAACCAACACAGCGGGGCGGGUGGUGGUGAUAUGCAUCACACCCCUCUCCUUUCCCCCUUCUCACCUCCCUCCCAUGCACCAGAUAUCCACGGUGGGCUACGGUGACAUCCUGGCAACCAACACAGCGGGGCGGGUGGUGGUGAUGUGCAUCAUAGUGGCAGCGCUUGUCAUUCUGCCCGUGCAGCUCAGCAAUAUCUCCAACCUCCUCUCCCACAGGCAAUUCAGGCCGUACGGUGGAAGGUUCUCAGCAGCUUCCGCCACGGGCAUGCGUUUUGUGGUGCUGACGGGGCAGCUCUCUCCUCUCUCCAUCCAACAGUUCCUCGCUGAGCUGUACCACCCGCUACAUGACAAAGAUUUUGCCUCCUACCCUCUGCACACCGUCAUUCUCGCACCUUUCGAACCAUCCUUUGAGCUGCGGGCGCUGAUCACGGAAUACCACGGUGCAGUGCGGUUCAUUCAGGGUUCGCCCAUGACGCUCUACGACCUGCACCGAGUGCAGAUCGCCCUGGCUUCCGCUGUCUUCAUCCUCCUCCCCUCGCUGCAAUCCUCGCGUGCGCUGGACAACGGGCAGAUAGCGCAGGCCCUUGCAAUGAACCGCUAUGCGGGGGCGCUAUCCCGCCUGGUCGUGGAGAUGGGCGACCCGCAGGCAGCAUCCCUGCCGGUGUGGGACUCAGCCACCCACCGCAUGCAAGUGCUCAGCCAUGAGAGCCUGCGCUUCAAGGUCCUGGGGUCCAGUUGUUUCAUGCGGGGCCUCUCCACCCUACUGGCCAACCUGCUGCGCUCACUGCUUUCAUGUGUCCCCCCCCCGCUCCCCCUUCCCCCACCUCCCCCUGGCCCCUCUCCCCCCUUCAGCUGCUUCAUGCGAGGCCUUUCCACCCUACUAGCCAACCUGCUGCUCUCACCGCUCCUGCUCGACUCGCCCGGCCACAAGGCAUGGCUGCCAGAGUACCACGCCGGCUGCCUGCACUCCAUCUACCCCGUGCUCCUCCCCCCCGCCUUCCACCCCUUCCCCUUCCAACAUCCUGCCCCGUUUUUCCACCAGCUUACCCUUUCAUGUUUGCCUCUCCCCCAUCCCGUCCCCUUUCCCCCAUUCAGCUGCUUCAUGCGGGGUCUUUCCACCCUACUAGCCAACCUGCUGCGCUCGCCUCUCCUGCUCGACUCGCCCGGCCACAAGGCAUGGCUGCCAGAGUACCACGCCGGCUGCCUCCACUCCAUCUACCCCGUGCUGCUCCCCCCCGCCUUCCACGGCCUACCCUUUGAAGAGGUUGCUGAGUUUGUGUACCGCUGCUUCCACGUGUGCCUCUUUGCUCUUGAUGUGCUGGUGGAACCGUGUGGGGCGCAUGGAGGGGUGCAGAGGGGUGGGGCGGGUGAGGGAGGUGUUGGAAGGGGUGGGGUGCACGCCUGUAGGGAGGAGGGAGACAGGCGCUCUGAGGCAGAGGCCACAGCAAAGGCAACGCAGGGAUCAUAUGCACGUGCAGCACCAACUGCAGUUGCAGGAGCAGGAGGAGCAGACGGAGCAGCAGCAGGAGCAGGAGGAGGAGCAGAGGGAGCAGCAGCAGCAGGAGCAGCAGGAGCAGCAGCGGAAGCAGCCCCAAGCUUUUACGUGGGCAAAAAGGCAAGCCGCCCGCGUCGGCCACUCAAAAACCCCCUCCCCCGGUUGAGCCGCCUGCUCUCCCGCCCCCACGAGGAGCUCUGCCUCCUCCUCAACUCCGCUGCUGCCUCUGCUGCCUCUGCUGCAUAUGCACCAGUCGCAGCAGCAGCAGCAGCAGGAGGAGAACCUGCAAGAGCAGCAGGGGCAGGGGCAGCAGGGGCGGCAGGGGCAGCAGGGGCAGCAGCAGGCAGCAGCAGCGCUGGCAGAGGGAAAGCAUGGAACGUGGGCAGUGGCAUGGCAAGGAAAAUGGAGCAACAGCUGAGGGCGGGGCUUGGGAUGAGGAAGAAGGGAGAGAGAAGAGCAGGGAGAGUGGGGCUGGAGUGUGGGUGUCAGCGGGGGGUGUUCCUGCUGCCUUCAGAGCACAUCAUUCGCAGCUCUGUGGAUGUGGGGCUGGUGAUUGCGCCUUGCCUCGACGCUGCUGAGAGGGUUUCCGCGUUCACAGGCGGAUUGCACAGCGGGGAGAGUGGUAGUGGGGGGAGUGGCUCUUGGGGGAGUGGCCGCGGGGGGAGUGGCGGGGAAAGGCAGUCAUGGUGGGGGAUUGGGAGGAGAGAGGAGGAGGGAGAUGUGGGAGGGGAGGUGGAAAAACAGGGCGAUGGUUGCAGUGGGGCCUGUGAAGGUGGUGGGCGUCGGCAGCAGUUGUGCAAGAAGCACCAGGAGCAGCAGCAGCAGCAGCAGCAGCAGCAGCAGCAGCAUCACCAGCACCACCACCACCAGCCGCACCACCAUCACCACCACCACCACCACCACCACCACCACCAGCAUCAGCACCAGCAGCACCAGCAGCACCAGCAGCACCAGCAGCACCACCACCACCACCAGCACCAGCACCAGCACGAGCAGCACCAGCAGGAGGGAAUGACUGAACAGCAGCAGCAGCAGCAGCAGCAGCAGCAGCAGCAGCAGCAGCAGCAGCAGCAGCAGCAGCAGCAGCAGCAGCAGGCAAACACAUCCUCCCUCGCAGCAGCACGCGCAUCCAACCCGCUCUCCCGCCACGUCUCCUGCUUCCUCUUCGGCACCCGCCGGGCUGCCUCGCUGCUGCUGCCUUCCCCUGCUGCUGCUGCUGACGCGCGGUCACUGUUUCAGAUGGUGCAGGAGGAGUGGAUGAGGAGAGGGGCGAUGGAAGAGGCAGGUGGAGGGGCUGAUUUGGCUCCAGCUACUGCUGCUGCCGCUGCUGGUGCUGCUGGUGCUGCUGGUGCUGCUGGUGCUACUGCUGCUGGUGGUGCUGGUGGUGCAGGUUGCUGGUACGACUGUGAAGACAACGUUGAUGCGAUUGUGGAGGGUGGUGGUGGUGGUGGUGCUGCUGCUGCUGCUGCUGCUGCUGCUGGUGAUGUAGCUGGUUCUGGUGGGGAAAGAGCUGUCUUUACCCAGGAUAAGCCGUUCUUGCACCUGCUAGCAAAGGCUGGUGCAGAGGAGAAACGAGUGGGAAAGGGCGAAGGUAAGGGAGAGGGGACGAAGGAAGGCGACGAGAAACAAGAAGCGGAGAAGCAUGGGGACGAGGCAGAGGGGGGGCCGGACGAGGAAGGGGAGGAAGAAGGAGAGGAGGAGGGGGGAGAAGAGGAGGAAGAGGAAGAGGAGGAGGAGGAGGAGGUAGAGAGGCCGGCAGUGGAGGUGGUGGAUCGGCACGAGGAGGCAAUUCUCGCUCAUCUGGACUCGCACACCCUCCCUGUUGCUGACUUUGCCUCGCCUCACAUCCUCGUGUGCCUUGCUGGCAGCAGCAGCAGCGAUGCUGGCGGUGGGAGUGAUAGCGACGGGGAGGAGGAGGGGGGAGGGGAGGCGGGGGAGGGAGGGGGCGUGGUGGCAUGGCCGGCAAAUCUGUUCUGCCUGGUGAAGCACCUCAGGAGCAGGGCAGUGCCGCAACGACCUGUGUUGAUCAUGCACCCCCAUCCUCAUCCAGUGCGCUCAUCCCCCUACCCUCCCCCUACCCUUUUACCCUCCGCCCCCACAGCACCCCACUCACAGAGAGUGGGCGCAGGUGGGAAUCUUCCCCGACGUCUUCUUCCUCUGUGGCUUGGCUCCCCCACGCACGAUCUCAGCCUCAUCCAGUGCGCUCAUCCCCCUACCCUCCCCCCACCCUUUUACCCCCCGCCCCCACAGCACCCCACCCACCGCGAGUGGGCCCCAGUAGGCAUUUUCCCUGACAUAUUCUUCCUCUGUGGAUCGCCCACACACGAUCUCGACCUCAUCCGAGCCGGCGUCCUCUCAGCCGAGAAGGUCCUCGUCAUCUCCCCCGACCAAUCGCCAGGCGCCACGUCACCCUCCCUCUCCUCCUCCUCCUCAGGCCCCUCGGCCGACCUAGCAAGCGUGGUGGUGGCAGCACACGUGGAACAGUUACAGGGAGGGUGGGAAACAGUUGGAGAGAGCGCGGAAGUAGCGGAGGAAGGGGAGAGAAGGAAGGGUGGUUUGCUAGUAGAGCUACAGAGUGAGCAGUCGUAUCAGUACUUCCAGCCGCUGUAUCUGCUGCCUGGGCGGCGGGCAGAGAGGAGAUCGUAUCUGCGGAACAGGAUGGGGGUGUACGCCUUUGCCCCUGUUUUCCAGAGCGGAAGGGCCUUUUGCAGCACUGCGCUCUCUGCUGUCUCGUAA
Messenger RNA from Closterium sp. Naga37s-1, 5328 nucleotides. The record is from the annotation of a GenBank genome assembly. Lineage: Eukaryota; Viridiplantae; Streptophyta; Zygnematophyceae; Desmidiales; Closteriaceae.